Striga hermonthica is the source of this 2580-nucleotide messenger RNA. Lineage: Eukaryota; Viridiplantae; Streptophyta; Magnoliopsida; Lamiales; Orobanchaceae. The record is from the annotation of a GenBank genome assembly.
AUGGGAGCUAGUCGGAAGCUACAGGGAGAGAUUGAUCGUGUUCUAAAGAAGGUUCAAGAGGGUGUCGAUGUAUUUGAUAGCAUUUGGAACAAGGUUUAUGAUACGGACAAUGCGAACCAGAAGGAAAAGUUCGAGGCGGACUUGAAGAAAGAGAUAAAGAAGUUGCAGAGGUACAGAGACCAGAUCAAGACGUGGAUACAGUCCAGCGAGAUCAAGGAUAAGAAGGCUCUGACGGACGCUCGAAAGCAAAUUGAGCGCGAAAUGGAGCGCUUUAAGAUAUGUGAAAAAGAAACAAAGACCAAAGCAUUCUCCAAAGAAGGCCUUGGCCAACAACCUAAAACGGAUCCAAAGGAAAAAGCUAAAUCAGAGACGAGAGAUUGGUUAAAUAAUGUGGUUAGCGAGCUGGAAAAUCAAAUAGAUAGCUUUGAAGCUGAAAUAGAGGGACUUUCUGUUAAAAAAGGGAAGACAAGGCCUCCCAGACUGACGCAUCUAGAGACAUCCAUUGCUCGGCAUAAGGCUCAUAUUAUGAAGUUAGAAUUAAUUCUAAGGCUGUUGGAUAAUGAUGAAUUGAGUCCAGAGCAAGUAAAUGAUGUGAAGGAUUUCUUGGAUGACUAUGUGGAAAGAAAUCAGGAGGAUUUUGACGAAUUUAAUGACGUUGAUGAGCUCUACAGUUCUUUACCUCUAGACAAGGUGGAGUCACUUGAAGAUCUAGUUACUAUUGUCCCUCCUGGUCUUGUUAAGGGUGUCAGUGCCUCCACUGCUCUAAGUAUGAAACCAUCUUUAACUGCUGUACCUACCCAAGCUCCAGCAGCUACAUCAGCUUCCAUCCAGCAAGUUACUUCCACUCACGAUCAUGUAGAAGAAACAACUCUCCAGGAUGAUGCUGUUGCAAGAACUCCGCCUCCUAAAAGUAGUCCUCGUAGUUCCCCUGCACCACAAACACCAGCAGCAGGGCAUGCAACUCCUGCCAUUACAAGUGCUGCCAGUGUUUCAUCUCCGGUGGCUAUACCAGGUGCUGCAAAGGAAGAGGAAAUUACUAACAUCCCUGGGCAUAAACCGUCACCAGCUCUUGCUGAAACUGGAUUAAAGGUUAUUGGUAGAGGCGGCUUACCUAGUCAAUUGACAUCUAAUGUCCCUGCAACCUCUGGAAACGCAAGUUCCAGUAAUGGAGCUUUUGGUACUAUGUCUUUGACUUCUGAGGUGGGGAAGAAAAAUAUUAUGGGGCCUGAUGACCGGAAUAGUGGUAUGGCCCCGUCUCUAGUGUCCCCUAUAAGUACUAGAGUAAUCCUGCCACAAUCGGCCAAGGCUAAUGAUGGACUUGGAUUGGCUGAUACGGGAAAUGUUGGCGAUGCUGCAACUCUGGGCAGCAGAGUUUUCACUUCUGCGGUUCCGGGUAUUCAAUGGAGACCUGGAAGUUCAUUCCAAAACCAGAAUGAGACUGCACAGUUCCGUGGAAGAACUGAGAUUGCUCCUGAUCAAAGGGAGAAGUUUCUACAACGAUUUCAGCAGGUACAGCAGCAAGGCCAGACUAAUCUUCUUGGUAUGCCUCCUCUUGCUGCUGCUGGAGGGAAGCAGUUCUCUGCCCAGCCGCAGAACCUACUCCUACAGCAGUUCAAUGCUCAAAGCUCGUCUCUCACUCCUCAACUUGGGUUGGGCAUUGGACUUCAAGCUUCAGGUCUUAACAGUGCUGCAACACCUGCUUCACUGCAGCCACAGACAAGUGCACACCAACCAUCCAAUCAGCAGCCAAUCAUAUCGUCAACAUCUAAGGAUGCGGAAACUGGGCUCACAAAAGUUGAGGAAGGAUAUCAGCCUCUCAUUGAAGAUGCAUCCUCAGAUUCUGGUUCUAACAUUGGGCCCGGUAAAAACCUCGUGAAAGAAGAUGAAUUGAAAACUUCUUAUCCUUUAGAUACUGCGGCUGCUGUUGCUGAUGGUACGGUUGCUGAAUCUUCACAAGUGAUUCGGGAAAUAGACCUAUCCCCGGGACAACCUUUGCAGCCGACUUCAUCUGCUGGAAGUCUUGGCGUUAUUGGUCGUCGAAGUGUAUCUGACCUUGGUGCUAUUGGAGAUAACAUCAGCGCUUCAACUGCUAAUUCGGGAGGAUUGCAUGAUCAGUUGUACAAUUUGCAGAUGCUCGAGGGUGCUUAUUAUAGACUUCCUCAACCUAAAGAUUCUGAAAGAGCAAAGAUCUAUACUCCAAGGCACCCAGCAGUCACCCCUCCAAGUUAUCCUCAAGUACAGGCACCUAUUGUCAAUAAUCCUGCCUUCUGGGAGCGGCUAGGUGCAGAUACUUAUGGCACGGACACACUGUUCUUUUCGUUUUAUUAUCAACAGAAUACUUACCAGCAAUAUUUGGCUGCUAAGGAAUUGAAAAAGCAGUCAUGGAGAUACCACAGAAAAUACAACACAUGGUUCCAACGCCAUGAGGAGCCAAAAGUUGCCACAGAUGAUUUUGAACAGGGGACUUACGUGUACUUUGAUUUUCACAUUGCCAACGAUGAACAACAUGGAUGGUGUCAGAGAAUUAAGACGGAGUUCACAUUUGAGUACAGUUAUCUUGAAGAUGAUUUAAUCAUAUGA